Molecule: messenger RNA, 2355 nt
Organism: Verticillium nonalfalfae
Lineage: Eukaryota; Fungi; Ascomycota; Sordariomycetes; Glomerellales; Plectosphaerellaceae
Exons: 5
Coding region: 1-2355 (784 amino acids)
Biological process (GO): negative regulation of TOR signaling; regulation of cell cycle
Cellular component (GO): TSC1-TSC2 complex
Source: RefSeq, a predicted model, not a curated record
AUGCGCGAUAUUCUGCCUCGGUCCCUCUUGAGCUUCGAGCUGACACGCGUUUGGGACGCGCAAGCUAACAAGAAUAUCCGUAGCUCCUUGAAAGACCUCUCUAAGGCCAUCAACGCCUACUACAGCAAUGCGCCGACACUCCCCCUCCCGGACGAGCUCACUCGAGCCAUUGAGGCGUAUCUUGACAAGCACGAGAAAUUUGACGAUCAAACCUCCGAGAAGCUGCACGAUGAACUGCAGGCCAUAUACAAUAGCCAUGUUGCAGGCCAGCCGUCACGAUAUGCCAGCUUCAUCGCUAUCUUCCGCCGCUUCGUGACUGUGAUCCGCACCCCGGCCCGACUGUUUCACUGGUGGGACAUCAUGGGCGAAUCUGUCGAGAUGAACGCUGUGCAGGAGAAAGGACUACUGGCGGAGUCGGCCGCAGGAACUAUGGACCUACUGAUGAUGGGAGAUGUCGACGAGCAAGAAAACAAGGCAGAUGGUGCUGUGAAUCCCUUUGCUGAACGCCUCUAUCUCGCCUGGAUGGACAAGCAUCGUCCCAUUGAAUCCUCGCAGGGCGACGAGAGCGAUAUUGGAGGAGGUUCCACCGAACGUCCCAUGCGAGAAGGCUUGAUUGCGUGGGGCAAAAAGAAACCCAAAGAUUUUCUUCUCCUCAUCGAUAAAUAUUUUGUCAAAAGCGAACUGCUUUUCUGGGACAAUGAGCGCACUGGCACUGUUGAGGCAGCUUCGGAGGACAACGACGCACGAAGCCUCACAUCCGCUUCCGGAUGGGAAGCUUCGACUUUCUGUGCGGAGUCGGACGAUCUCGAAAUCCGCCAUCUCGCAAGCUACUUCACCAUCUUGUAUGGAAUGUACCCUCUCAACUUUACAGACUAUAUCAGAAAGCCCCAGCGCUAUCUCAGGCAUGCCAAUGCCGCCGAGUCUGACGAGGUUGACGUUCAGCCGACCGAGAUUCGCGAUCGAUCAGAGAGGUUUCGACAAAGUCACCUGUUGCAUCCCAACUUUUAUACUCUCACGAUAGACUCGGAAAAAACCGACCUUGGGCGUUGGCUCAACUGCGAGCCCGCUGAGCUGGUGGCUGACUGCAUGGCUCUCCGAGUGCCCACCGACACAGUCUCAAGCGAGCUCAUGCCUGCAUCUCAAGUUGCAGGUGCUGCCAGUUCCUUCUUUAGUGAUGGGUCCGAAGGCCUUGAUCCUGCACUUCUCAGUGCCCAUUUGCAGCGGCAGGUCAUGCUGCUGCAGAACGAUCUGAACUUUGAAAGAUAUCUGAAGCAGCAGCAUAUGGCACACAUUGGUGAGCUGCGGCGCAAGCAAGUUCGCGAAGCUGCAAGCGAAGCCGAGGCGCAGCACCUUAUCCUGGCGAACCGCAAUCUGAGAAACAGACUUGAUGAUGCGAAGAAGGCGGAGAUGCAGAUCAGAAAGGAAUCUGAAAGGAGUCGAACUCUAGCCAAGAAAUGGGAAUCUGACCUGUCAGCAAAGCUCCGUACACUGAGGGAAGAGUCGAAAAAGACCAAGACGACAGAGGAGUCUUUGCGUAGAGAGCUGCUGAGCGCAAAGCAGGAGGGCGAGAAGCUCCGCAAGAUUGUGUGCGACGCCGAAGUGAAGGAACUGAACUCAAGGCAGAACAUGCAAUCUGUUGAGAUUGAGGCAGCUGAGAUCUCUCGUCUCAAGGCUGAAGUCGACAGACUCACCAUGUCAGAGCGUGAUCUUCAGGCCAAGGAGGUAGAGAGACAAACAGCGAUGAAUUCAGCUGCCGAGUCCGAGAAUCGCUCUGAGAUACUAGACCUCAAGCUUGCGUCCAAGGAGAGAGAACUUGAGAAGACCAAGAAGCUCUGCCAGUCUCAGAUUGCUGCUCUCACGAUGCAAUUGGCAGAGGCGCAGGAAGGGCGACGACCUAGGCGUACGGUCGCCGCCGGCGACGACACAACGGCGGAGGGUACCCUUGCGGCCAGUCGAGCAAAACAGGCUGAGCUGCAGAAGCAAUACACGAACCUCAUGAGGAGGUUUACCGUGUUGCAGUCCCAAUACGAGGAUGGCAAGUUGGCGGUAGGUUCUGUUACGUCGCAAGGCCGUCACGAAUUCCCUUUUCGCAUGGAGGGUGACGACGGGUCGACGCAUUCCAGUAGUCCGGUCAAUGUGAGGUCAAGGCCACACCGGGUUUUUUCCGACCCGGACUAUCUCGACCCAGUAACAUCAUCGUUCAACACAACACCGGCACUCGAUACGAAAUCCUCAACGCCUGUUCCCACGGUGUCUUCAUCGCCGGGUACAGAGGGGGCCGGGUCAGGAAGCAAUGCGAGCCCGGACCAGCGGAUCUACGGUCGAGGCGAGUGUAUGCCUCCGAGUCUGGCGUGA